CUAAUCUGGUACCUUGACAUCAGUAGUUUUUUUCAUUGCCUAUUCAUUGUACCGUAAAUUACAUUUGGAGCCUUUUAGGGCAUUUUACAGCAAUAUAAGUGGAUUCUCUGGUGCUGUAAAAUGGUUUUAGAACCGUCGUAUUUAUUGUAUUGGCUAAUUUUUUAGAGUGCAUCUCAAUCCACCUGCAAAGCCCCACUUGUUUACUGUAACAUAAUUAGCAGUUCUACCAGAACCUUUGCACACUACAAAAAGUGGUUCAAGUGACUUCCUGCACGCCGACAGGAUAACCAAACUAGUCUAGCAGUCGUGUUUUACUGGGCUUCAAAUUGCUAUUAACGAGAGAAAUACGUUUUAUGAGCAACUUUUAUCUAGUCUUUAGAAGACAAGUUUGUCUACCGCCAAGACAUGGACGGCAAUAAACAAACACCAAGUUUUGAUCAAACAGAGCACCAGCACAUUCGCUAUAACCCCCUGAGGGAUAUGUGGGUCCUUGUCUCAGCUCACCGGAUGAAAAGACCCUGGAAGGGUCAAGUAGAGAAGCCCUCAGAAGAAUAUGUCCCCCGACAUGAUCUCUCUAACCCACUCUGUCCUGGAGCCACAAGGGCAAAUGGGAUGGUAAACCCAGAAUAUGACAGUACUUUUCUGUUUGAUAAUGACUUCCCUGCACUGCAGCCAGAUGCUCCUGAGCCAGGAGUUGGCGACCAUUCACUGUUUCAAAUGAAAGCAGCCAAGGGUGUAUGUAAAGUGAUGUGCUUCCAUCCCUGGUCAGAUAUCACCCUCCCACUGAUGCAGGUCUCUGAGAUAAAAAAUGUCAUUGACAAAUGGGCUGAGCUGGUGGUAGAUCUGGGGGCAACAUACCCGUGGGUUCAGAUUUUUGAAAAUAAAGGGGCCAUGAUGGGCUGCUCGAAUCCACACCCUCAUUCUCAGGUGUGGGCCAGUAAUUUUCUUCCCAAUGAGCCAAGACUGGCGGACCACUGCCAACGAGAAUACUACAGGGAUAAAGGCGUGCCAAUGCUGCUGGAGUAUGCCAAGCAGGAGAUCCAGAGAAAGGAGCGAAUUGUGGUUGAGAAUGAAGACUGGCUGGUAGUUGUUCCUUACUGGGCAACAUGGCCUUUCCAAACAUUGCUUCUGCCCAGGAGGCAUGUGCUGCGUUUGAACGACCUCUCCAACGAGGAGCGACAAAGUCUGGCAUCUCUAAUGAAAAGGCUCCUGACAAAAUAUGACAAUUUGUUUGAGAUGUCGUUUCCAUACUCAAUGGGGUGGCACGGAGCACCCACAGGCCAUCAGCUGGCAGAAGAUAUGAGCCACUGGCAGCUCCACGCUCACUACUACCCACCCCUCCUCCGCUCUUCCACCAUUCGGAAGUUCAUGGUGGGAUAUGAGAUGCUGGCUCAGGAACAGAGGGACCUUACUCCAGAGCAGGCAGCUGAGCAAUUACGGAACUUGCCAGAGGAACACUACAAAACAAAGGCAGACAAAAUCAAUCUGAGAGAGAACGCUAAAGAAAGCAAAUGAGCCGCUCGGAUAGCAGCAGUACACUUUUGCAUUCUUACAGAGCAUAUCCACAAGAAGAUGGACAUCUUUCCCAGCAUUUACCAGAUUCAGAAAAAGACGUGCCCUGCUUCCACAUACCAUUCAUUAAAAGUUAAAUAAUCCUAAAGGUUUUGUUAGUAUCAAGUGUUUUUUUUUUUUUGUUUUUUUUUUUAUUGCCAAUUAAUGUAGUUUAUCCAAAAAGUACCAGUUGAUAGCACUGGUAACUUCAUGAACAGCAGAGACCCAAACCUCCCCAGCAUUCAGGAGGGGGAAGAAAAGUCUGAACUCCUGAUAAUUAGGGAUGAUAUGUACUUGCACUCUUCAAUUGUAAUCACGAACGGUCAUUUCCAAUAGUAAGUAGAAAACAUUAUUUUUUUUUACAAACUAUAGUAGAUUAAUCUACAGUAGUACUGUAGAUCAGUCUGGGGUGGUUGAAGAGUGAUUUUUAAACUAGAACAGUAGGGGCAACAAAAUACAUCCAAAUUGUAAACCUGGACACAUUGCAACAUGUGCUGUUCCACUCACAUACUGUCAUUACUGGGACUGUACACAGGGGGUCAUCUUCAAAUUAGUUGUCCUUUUAAUGGGUCUAAUAAUGAAUACCUUUUAAUUGCUUUUUAUAAGGUAUUGCCUCUCUAUGGCAAAAUGAUGACUAGCCAAUAGACACAUGUGUUUUGAUUUGAAAUGCAUUUAAAAUCUUUUAGGUGGGAUUAUAUGGAACUAUUUACCCUUUCCUGCAUAAUCUUUUAUUUUGAUUUAGUAUUUAUCAGCUUAAAAAUAUCCUCUCAAUUAAAACAAUUACUAUGUAUGUUGAUUUCUAUAAUAAAAUCACUUAAAAAAUUGCAUUACAAUUGCAUUAAAAAUAAAUUACAAUCUUUAUAGACAUCAUUAAAAUGGCUGUCAUGAACCC
This is a messenger RNA of Polyodon spathula (Mississippi paddlefish), 2443 nucleotides long. Its product is annotated as galactose-1-phosphate uridylyltransferase-like. Gene Ontology annotation, molecular function: UDP-glucose:hexose-1-phosphate uridylyltransferase activity; zinc ion binding. Bases 406 to 1515 code for a protein of 369 amino acids. Gene Ontology annotation, cellular component: cytoplasm. The transcript has 11 exons. Gene Ontology annotation, biological process: beta-D-galactose catabolic process via UDP-galactose, Leloir pathway. The record is from RefSeq and is a predicted model, not a curated record. NCBI's taxonomy places the organism in Eukaryota, Metazoa, Chordata, Actinopteri, Acipenseriformes, Polyodontidae.